This is a messenger RNA of Acanthocheilonema viteae, 1482 nucleotides long. NCBI's taxonomy places the organism in Eukaryota, Metazoa, Nematoda, Chromadorea, Rhabditida, Onchocercidae. The record is from the annotation of a GenBank genome assembly.
AUGGGUGCUGAAUGUGGUCCUCACAAACGUGGACAUGCUUACACUGUUAUAGAUUGUAAAGGACCUUCAUUAUUUCCGACAACAUCUGAUAAGCAUUGGGGUUGGAAAGAAGAUCUGAACCUAAUCAAAGCAGUACAUAAACAUAAAUUAGGCAAUUGGGAGGAAAUUGCAUCAGAAUUGGGUACCGAUAAAACUGCCGAUGAUGCUAGGAAACGUUUUGAUCAUUUUUUUAUACGUGGUCCCUUUGGUCGAUAUGCAGCAGAUGUUAGUUCAGGGCCAUAUGCUGAUAAUCGCAAAAGUGAAGAAAUGAAUUUGUCAUCUGAUUCAAAUGUAGUUGGUCAAGGACAAGCAGUAGAUGGUUCAAAUUGGCAAUAUAUUACGGAAUUUUUCCGUGAUUGGAACCAAUCUGUAAAUUUUGACGAUCCAAAUUGGUUCGACCAGUUUGAAGAACCUUUAAAGAAGUUUAAGAGUGAGUUUUGCACUUCACAAGUACAAAGCUCAACGCAAAAUAAUGAUGAUGAUGAGCUACACAGCUUUGAAAGAAGUGAUGAUUCACAUCUCACCUCUAAAACUCCACCUCUAUCACCACUUUCGGUAGAAUUCUUCAGAAGCGAUGGUGAAGGAACAACUAACUCAGAGAGUAGUAAUUCAUGUGAUUGUGAAGUUGAGUUAGCAGCACACUGUUCGAAGAAAAGAAACAACAGUUCCCAUAUUUGUUGCAGCUCUUCAGACGCUGUGCGUAGUGUAGAUGAAGGAAGUGAACCGGAACAAAAAUAUGAAAAAAAGAAGCCAAUACUGCAGUUGAAGCGUGUUGAAAGGAAGAGACGAAAAAAAGACAAUAAGCAAAAAUUAUUUUUUAAGGAGGCGUGCAAAGGGAAACUUCUGAUUAAAAUAAGUGAAGAUGUGAAGAAACAACUGCGAGAAUUUUAUCCAGAACAAUUUUAUGCAAGUGUCCCAUUACUAUCUUUUGGAGCAGAAGAACGUUUAAAAUUGAAGGAUAGCGAUCUUCAGCUAUUGGGAUAUAUGCCGGAAAGGGAGGAUUUUGAGUGGGAAUUUAUGAAUGACGCAGAAAAAUUAAUUAGUCGUUUAAUAUUGCAACCAGAACCUGAUACAGAUGAAGAUAGUGCUUUUGAAAGUGCUGUAAAAUUAGCGAAGGUGCAGAAAUAUAAUCGAAUCUUGAAACAGAGAAGAGCGAAAAAAGCAGCUGUCAGAGAAUAUGAACUUGUGAACAAGUUUUUUGACAAAAUAAAGAAAAUAGAAGAAACACGUCGAAGUUUGACACACAAUCAACAUUAUUCAGCUUCGGCACGCCAGCGUGAACUACUUCAUUCAUUUCUGAAGAAAACUUAUCAAGUAUUGAGACAACCGGAGCUAAAACAGUUACUUGAUGCGAUUACAGGUUAUAUCAGCUUAAAGGAAAGAAUUUCGAGUCUAGAAAAUCACAUGGUGGAUGGUGUCAAGGAUUCGAAAAGUUUAUCAUAA